AUGAGCUCGAAACGGCGCAGUAUUUCAUCUACCGAAUGUUCAAUGAGCGCAUCAGAAAACGAGUAUGUAAACGUCACACGAUGCAUAGAAACACGUGACAGUUGUAAUACGUCAAAAUAUGGCUCAUUCUUGAAUAAGAAAAAAAAAACACGGAGACCAGAAGAGGGACUAUUUAGCUGGCAGACUGACAGGACAGGAAAAGAGGAAUGCAUCUCAGGGAGGAGAGAUGAAAUUUUGGAAACAAUCAAUGGAAUUACACAGCACAAGCACGUCACACUCCCGAAGAUAUUUCUGAAGAAACAGAAACAGACUUCUCGAGAAUCGCUCUUCUUUCUUCUUCCAGGGCAUCCUGAACCUGUGGAUCCUUUGUCUUACUUCACACUUUCAACCGAAUUGAAGGAAAUCUGA
This is a messenger RNA of Brugia malayi, 408 nucleotides long. RefSeq lists its product as uncharacterized. The coding region runs from base 1 to 408 and encodes 135 amino acids. The record is from RefSeq and is a predicted model, not a curated record. Lineage: Eukaryota; Metazoa; Nematoda; Chromadorea; Rhabditida; Onchocercidae. The transcript has 3 exons.